GUGGGCGUGCCGCUCUCGGGGUUACUAUGCCAAGGCGGGGCGUCCCGACCGGCCGGGCGGCCGCGCAGCCGGCCGGCCGGCGGCGCCCGGCACCACAGCCGACAGCCGCCCCUCCCCACGGGCCGCGAGAAACAGUACGGCUAUAAAAGAUGGCGCCCACAACGGUCGCCAGUAUCCGCUAGAGUCGCGUCUACUCAACAACCGCAGAGAUGCAGUACGCGGCGGUGUUGGUGGUGGCCGUGUGCCUACUGGGCUACGUCUAUGGCGAGGAGAAAGCCGUCGAAGAAUCUGAGGCCCAGGAGCGGCUGAUCCUGCUCCGGUCCACCUUCACCAGCAUCCGGCUCUCCAGCACCACUACCACGGUGCCGUACAGCUGCAACAUCACGCCAGCCGCAGGCGUGGCCUGCACCGGCCGCCGCAGGAGGAGGCGCUCGGCGGCCAAGGCCAGCGCCGUGCCCCUGGCCGCGCCCGAGUCCAGCGUGCCGGAGCUGACUGCGUCCCAGGGUGUCGCCAAGACGGCAGCCACCUCGGACGCCAGCGGUCGGCUCUUCUUCACCGUGUGGACGACGUCGUUCUCGACAUUCAUCUCCACCUCGUCCAUCACCAACUUCCUGACGACCGUGUCGUAUUUGCUGGGCUGCACGGCGGCCGGCAUGACCCUGUUGCCCAUUUGCUGAUCGCUGACAAUCGCGGGCCACCGCUCCAGUUACGAUGUUACGACUGAUUUGGUUGUUGUUUGUUAUGCAGUUGCCGCACCAGUUAAUGCCGUUAUCAGAUGAGUCGAUAUCCAUGCCUCAAUAUGUACUGUUGUGUGUUGUACAUAUGCCAACUGAAAAACAUCAAUAAAAAUCAAUACAAUGUA
This is a messenger RNA of Amphibalanus amphitrite, 862 nucleotides long. RefSeq lists its product as uncharacterized. NCBI's taxonomy places the organism in Eukaryota, Metazoa, Arthropoda, Thecostraca, Balanomorpha, Balanidae. The record is from RefSeq and is a predicted model, not a curated record. The transcript is spliced from 4 exons. The coding region runs from base 210 to 677 and encodes 155 amino acids.